Sorex araneus (European shrew) is the source of this 1163-nucleotide messenger RNA. RefSeq names its product ovo like transcriptional repressor 1 (gene OVOL1). Bases 1 to 804 code for a protein of 267 amino acids. The record is from RefSeq and is a predicted model, not a curated record. Gene Ontology annotation, biological process: regulation of transcription by RNA polymerase II; epidermal cell differentiation. Gene Ontology annotation, molecular function: DNA-binding transcription factor activity, RNA polymerase II-specific; RNA polymerase II cis-regulatory region sequence-specific DNA binding. The transcript is spliced from 4 exons. Lineage: Eukaryota; Metazoa; Chordata; Mammalia; Eulipotyphla; Soricidae. Gene Ontology annotation, cellular component: nucleus.
AUGCCCCGCGCGUUCCUGGUGAAGAAGCCGUGCGUGUCCACGUGCAAGCGGAACUGGAGCGAGCUCCCCGACGAGGAGCGCGGCGAGAUCUACGUGCCAGUGAGCCUGGGCUUCUGCCCCCCGCAGCCCUACUGCGAGCCGGAGCCGUCGGUCGCUGAGCCCCCUUCCUGCCCGCUGGCGCUGGACAUGAGCCUCCGCGACCCCGGCUACAGCGUGGUCCCUGGGCCCUGCGUGGUGGCCCAGCUGCCCUCGGAUGACACCGGCCGCCUGGCGGAGCCUCAGAGCAGGGAGCACGGCUUCCUGCGCACCAAGAUGAAGGUGACCCUGGGGGACAGCCCGAGCGGGGGCGUCUUCACCUGCCACGUGUGCCAGAAGGCCUUCACCUACCAGCGUAUGCUCAACCGCCACAUGAAGUGCCACAACGACGUCAAGCGGCACCUGUGCACCUACUGCGGGAAGGGCUUCAACGACACCUUCGACCUCAAGAGGCACGUGCGCACCCACACAGGCGUGCGGCCCUACAAGUGCAGCCUGUGCGACAAGGCCUUCACGCAGCGCUGCUCGCUCGAGUCGCACCUCAAGAAGAUCCACGGCGUGCAGCAGAAGUACGCGUACAAGGAGCGGCGCGCCAAGCUGUACGUGUGCGAGGAGUGCGGCUGCACCUCGGAGAGCCAGGAGGGCCACGUGCUGCACCUCAAGGAGCGCCACCCCGACAGCCCGCUGCUGCGCAAGACCUCCAAGAAGGUGGCGGUGGCGCUGCAGAACACGGUCACCUCCCUGCUGCAGAGCAACCAGCACAUUUGACCCUGGACCCCGCGCGAGGCGCCGGGGGGGCUCUGCCCCGCUGUCCCCUGCCCCGGGCGGGCCGCAGAGCUGAGCGCGAACUGCCGAGGUGGCCGCCGCCGUGGGGAGUGGGCGACGCCCACAGCGGCUCCAGCGGGCGCCGGGCUGCAGGGGGGCCCUGCCCUCGCGGGACCUUCCCCCCACGUCACCUCUUUUUCGAGAGAGCCCCUCCGAGGCGCCAGGAGGCCUCCCUUCCUUCUGUCCGAGACGACACAUGUACAGAUAUGAUUAAUAUAUUUUUUGCCACCAGCGGCAACUGUUUUGAAGAGGAUGGAGCUGGCUUUUCUCCUCCCCGUGUGCUUUCACCCUGCUCCCGCCCG